CUCUCUCUCUCUCUCUCUCUCUCCCAGUUGUUCCACGCAGCGUAGAUGUGGACAUCUUUCACGUUUGUGUCUCUCACUCAAAUCUUUCCGUCCGUUUCGUCGGCGUCCUUUUCGGCGUCCUGUGAGUUGUCUUGGCAGCGGGCUGGAAGCGUCCCUUGUGUUCUUUGUCCUCGCGCAGGCGGGAUGUGCUCUCCAGGCGGGAUGUGCCGCUAGGAGCUCGGCGUCAGCCUGACGGAGGACAUGGACAACAUCGGGGUGUCGUUCCUCGACCCUCUGGACGACUACGAGCUCAUCCACAGGAUUGGGUGCGGCACCUACGGGGAUGUCUUCAAGGCUCGCAACAUCCGCACAUCCAAACUGGCAGCCAUCAAGAUUGUCAAGUUGGACCCAGGCGAUGACAUCACGUCCAUCCAACAGGAGAUCACCAUGAUGAAGGAGUGCAAGCAUAAAAACAUUGUGGCUUACUUUGGCAGUUACCACAGGAACACCAAACUGUGGAUUUGCAUGGAGUACUGCGGGGGAGGCUCCCUUCAGGAUAUAUACCACGUGACCGGCCCAUUGAAGGAGAAACAGAUUGCAUACGUGUGCAGGGAGACCCUCCAGGGUUUGUACCAUCUGCAUGAAACGGGCAAAAUGCAUAGAGACAUCAAGGGCGCCAACAUCCUUUUGACAGAGCGAGGAGACGUCAAACUUGCGGAUUUUGGUGUGGCUGCAGAGAUCAGUGCUUCUGUGGCCAAAAGGAAGUCUUUCAUAGGAACGCCCUACUGGAUGGCUCCAGAGGUGGCGGCCGUGGAGAAGAAGGGAGGCUAUAACCACCUGUGCGACAUCUGGGCCGUCGGCAUCACAGCCAUCGAGCUGGCAGAGCUACAGCCCCCCAUGUUUGACCUCCACCCAAUGAGGGCUUUGAUGUUGAUGUCCAAGAGCAGCUUUCAACCACCAAAGCUAAAGGAGAAAACUAAAUGGUGUCCGGCCUUUCAGAGCUUUGUGAAGAUGGCGCUCAUCAAAAACCCUCGCAAAAGGCCAUCCGCUGAGACGCUGCUACAGCAUCCGUUCGUGACGCAGUUGUUGACGCGCAACCUAGUCAUUGAGCUACUGGACAUGGCCAACAACCCCGAGCUGCACACCUCGCACGACAUGGAUGACAACGAACUGGAGAUUGGGAUCGAUGCACCCGACAAGAUUCGCUCUGCAGGGAAACAUCUGCCUGUGGAGAGGACCGUGUCAGAAGAGCAAUUUGACCAAGUGAAAUUUGGACCCCCACUGAGAAAAGUCACUGAACCCUACCCUGAUUUGCAGGGCUCAUAUGAUGAUGACUGGAGUCUGUCUGGAGAUGAAGACAACUCACCGAGCCUGUUGGAAUGUGUGGAACAAGCUCUGCAGCUGAGGAGUUUAACCAUUAGGAGGGUGCCAUCUACUGAUGGAGGGAAGAGAAGCGGUUUAUUCAGCCCAACGACAGCCUCCCUGCCAGCCUUUUGCUCUCUCAGUGUCAACACAAGCGACAGAGAUGCGACACAGAGACCGAUCUGUACGUUGGGUCCGGAUGCUUCUGUCACGUCGGACUCCACCAGCUCAUCUGAAGUUUUGGCAAGGUGCUCGGCCACACAAGACAUCAGGCAGCGCUGCAGUGACCCAUAUCUGCAUGCGGGGGGCGCUUUGACUGCCAGCACUGUCUGCUCCCCCAAAAAAGAGACUCCGCUCUCGCUUGAAUGGAGCACGCUGAGGAAGACUGAAGACUCUAGGGCUGAUUUUCAUGGACUUCCUCCUACCCCCCAAGUCCAUAUGGGGGCCUGCUUCUCCAAAGUCUUCAAUGGCUGCCCUCUCAAAAUCCACUCUGCUGUCACCUGGAUUUUCCCAAAAACGAGAGAUCAGUACCUUAUUCUUGGCACAGAGGAGGGAAUCUAUACACUCAACCUGAAUGAACUUCAUGAGGACACGCUAGAGAAGUUGCUCCCUCAGAGAUGCACGUGGUUGUACGCUAUGAACAACGUGCUGAUGUCCGUAUCAGGGAAGUCGUCUCAGCUUUAUUCCCAUAGUCUGACCGCUCUCUUCGAGCAGAAGGGACACUUGCAGAAGAAACACAGCAGUCUGUCGCUCGGCACAAGUCGUUUCACAGACAGGAUCGGCACCAGAAAGUUUUCCUUAUCGGUGAAGAUCCCUGACACUAAAGGCUGCAGGAGAUGUAGUGUAGCUAGAAACCCCUACACGGACAGUACUUUUUUGUGCGGAGCGGUUCCAUCCGGCCUUGUUCUGCUUUUGUGGUAUGAGCCCCUCCAGAAGUUCAUGCAUCUAAAGCACAUAACCACAAGGCUACCGGACUCUCUGCCAAUAUUUGAGCUGCUGGUGUUGGUCACAGACGAGUUUCCUCAGCUAUGUGUCGGGGUGAGAGGCUGCACCAAUGGGAAACAAUCAGCCAGCCAGAAAGUAAAGUUUGAUAUCAUCGAGCUGAAUGGCACGGCCAUUUCAGAGCCAGAAAAUGGUGAAGUCAAGGCCGUCCAGGUCAGCCAAUUGGACAGAGACACUGUUCUCAUUGCAUUAGAAAAAAGUGUGAAGAUUGUCAACCUGCAGGGUCUUCCAUCCGAGGAGUUUGCUGCUGAAAUGGUCUUUGACUUCCCUAUUGAAACGCUCGUUUGCUUGCAGGACAGUGUAUUGGCUUUCUGGAAGCACGGCCUUAAAGGGAAGAGUUUUCACUCUAACGAGGUCACCCAAGAGAUUACAGACGAGAGUCGAGUUUUCCGAGUUUUGGGAACUAACAGAGACAUCAUUCUCCAGAGCACACCGACCGACGACCCGUCAGCCCUUAGCAACGUCUACAUUCUGACAGGCCAUGAGAGCAGCGUUUGACAGCAUGGAUGACAUUGUCCUUCCAAAUCACAGCAAGAAAAAUGAGGUCGAUUUUAGAUUUUACGUGAAACAUAUCACAAUAUAAUUAUUACUUUAUUUCUACAGCACUUUUCAUAAAAAGCAACACAAAUGUUCUUUACACCAGUUUAAAUGGAAACAAAAGGGAACAUACACACCGUGAUUGCCAACAGCAUAUGGGUUUGUAUUGUACUGGAAGACUUUAAAAACUCUGAGAUUAAUUAACAAACAGGACAAAAAGCUAUUUUUAAAUUCCUUUUCCCAGCCAAAAAGACAGCGUGAUAGUUAACAUUAUGCAUAUAACAUGGAGAAAGACAAUAAAUAGACAAAUUUUGAAAGUAAACAAAACUGCUGAAACCCAGCAAAGCACUCACAGGAAUUGUGGAGUAGAUGGCAUCCACAAAUUUUGAGCGUACAAGAGCUUGGCAUCAAAGGAUCGUCAAUAGUCAUCAGUACAGAUAACAACAACAUCAAGAACGUCCCAAUAAUGAAGGUAGAAAAAGGAUCAACUUAAACUUAAAAAUGCUCUGAAACAGUGGCAAAGCAGCCAUGGGACAACACCAACAAAACCGUAAUAGCCACCAAAAUAAAGGCACAGGACAGGAACUAACGCAAAACAAGGGAGAACACUAACAAAACCCAACAUAAAAGGCUGGUGUUUCCAGCCGUGACACUGUACAGUAGCUGAAAUUGAAUUUGAGUACACUGCCUGUUGACGCUUUGAGAGAUGAGAUCCAUCAAAACAAUGAUGCAAUUACUGUCAUACCAGAUUGAAUGAGGCCAAGUGUUGUUAGCGUGAUUAUGACUCAAAAUCCCCAAAUUAUGUUGUCAUUUUAUUUGACUGUCAAAGAGACGAUGAAAUGCCAAUAGCCAAACAUACUUCCUCUCGACAAGCAGACCCUUUCUCAUAGAUCUUUCCCCGACUGGACUCAAGAAAUAAAUUGUAAAGGGAAUUUUCUUUUUGACCUAUGUAAUGUCAUUCACACCUGUAUCAUAUUUAUAUUAUUUAUGCAAUGUGCACUGUACAGUUAAGGCCCACCUAUCCCCCAGAGAUACUUGAAAGACAUAUAUCUUUUGUUUUUGAAGUAACUGUAUAAGAAAUAAAUACAUUUGGUGUUCAUAAUGGUUUUACACUGUAUGCUCUCAAAGUGAAAGAGAGUAUUUGUAUAUGUGAACUGUUUUUUUAGAAGAUUUAGAUAUGCUGAUAUACUGCAUUCAUGUAUGAUUAAAUAUCUUAAUAUUACAAUGAGGGUUAAUACUGUUGGACCUAUAACCAAAUACUGUGUUUAAUCUCAAAUAAAAAAAAUAGUAUAGCAA
Nerophis ophidion (straightnose pipefish) is the source of this 4176-nucleotide messenger RNA. It is a transcript of the gene map4k2, whose product is annotated as mitogen-activated protein kinase kinase kinase kinase 2. Gene Ontology annotation, biological process: protein phosphorylation. Gene Ontology annotation, molecular function: ATP binding; MAP kinase kinase kinase kinase activity. The record is from RefSeq and is a predicted model, not a curated record. The transcript has 32 exons. The coding region runs from base 241 to 2841 and encodes 866 amino acids. Lineage: Eukaryota; Metazoa; Chordata; Actinopteri; Syngnathiformes; Syngnathidae.